This is a messenger RNA of Dichotomopilus funicola, 1932 nucleotides long. RefSeq lists its product as uncharacterized. NCBI's taxonomy places the organism in Eukaryota, Fungi, Ascomycota, Sordariomycetes, Sordariales, Chaetomiaceae. Gene Ontology annotation, cellular component: peroxisome; lipid droplet; cytoplasmic side of plasma membrane. The transcript has 3 exons. Gene Ontology annotation, molecular function: long-chain fatty acid transmembrane transporter activity; long-chain fatty acid-CoA ligase activity; very long-chain fatty acid-CoA ligase activity. The record is from RefSeq and is a predicted model, not a curated record. Bases 1 to 1932 code for a protein of 643 amino acids. Gene Ontology annotation, biological process: very long-chain fatty acid metabolic process; long-chain fatty acid import into cell.
AUGACUUCCCUACCUUUGCCUCUCCCCGUCGCUGUUCCAGCUGCGGCUGCGCUGGCCGCCUACGCCAACGCCAAAUACCUGCUUUCAUACGAUUGGGAUCUCGUGAGCUCGGUCGCCCCGGCUCUGGUUCAAAAGGCUUGGUGGAUGAGACGUGGGCGCAUCAACUUCUUUUACCGCCUUGAGGACCUCGCCACCGCCAAAUCCUCCGCCAACCGCGCCUUUCUGCGCUUCGAGGACAGAGUUCACACCUACGCCCAGGCUUAUGACACGGUACUUCGCUAUGCAACAUGGCUGAAGGAGCGGCGCGGUGUCAAGAAGGGUGAAUUGGUUGCCCUGGACUUCCAAAACACCGAUACCUUCAUCUUUCUUAUUUUCGCCCUCUGGUCGCUUGGCGCUGUGCCCGCUCUGAUCAACUAUAACUUGACGGGCAAACCGCUGGCGCACUGCGUGAAGAAAGCAACCACCCGCCUGGUGCUGAUCGACCCCACUGUCGCUGAUAACGUCGGGGAGGAUGUUCGAUCGGAGUUAAGCGAUGUGACAUUUGAGGUUGUCACGCCGGAGCUAGAGGUUCAGAUGCUGUCGCACGACGCGACCCGGCCGCCGGAUGAGUUCCGUAGCGAUGCUGUGGGAACCACCAUGGGUCUCCUGAUUUACACGAGCGGCACCACAGGGCUUCCUAAGGCGGCCAUUGUGUCUUGGGACAAAAUUGCGGUGGUAGGCGGGUUUACGUCUCGCUGGGCGGGGACGAAGAAGAGUGACGUUUUCUACACAGCCAUGCCGCUUUAUCACAGUACCGCCAUGCUACUCGGAUUCUCCAACACGCUCUCUGCCGGUGCCACCUUCGCGAUGAGCCGGAAGUUCUCGACAAGCGGAUUCUGGGAUGACGUGCGGAAGCAUAACGCCAACAUCAUCCAGUACGUCGGCGAGACGUGCCGUUACCUGCUUUCGGCACCUGCCCGCAUCGACCCCGCGACGGGCGAGAACCUCGACCGCAAGCACAACGUCCGCAUUGCCUUUGGGAACGGUCUACGCCCAGACGUGUGGAACAAGUUCAAGGAACGCUUCGGCAUUGAGACCAUCGCCGAGUUCUACGGUGCCACGGAGGGCAGUUUUGCCACCUGGAACAUCAGCCGCAACGACUUCAGCAUGGGGGCCGUCGGCCGCGCUGGAUCGAUCUACAACCUCGCCGUCGGCCGCUCGAUCGCGAUCGCCGAGGUCGACCACGAGACGGAGCUCCCGUACCGCGACCCGAAGACUGGCCUCUGCCGCCGUGUCGCCCGCGGCGAGCCCGGCGAACUACUAUUUACCCUUCCGGCCGAGGAUGUCGAGUCGCGGUUCCAGGGGUACUACGGCGACAAGGAGGCCACGGGCAAGAAGAUCAUGCGCGAUGUGUUCAGCAAGGGCGACGCAUGGUUCCGCACGGGCGAUAUCGUGCGGUGGGAUUCAGAAAACCGCGUUUACUUUAACGACCGCAUCGGCGACACCUUCCGCUGGAAGAGCGAGAACGUGUCCACUGCCGAGGUGGCUCAGGUUGUUGGCUUGCACCCGAGCGUCCUGGAGUCCAACGUGUACGGCGUCGAGCUGCCGCGCCACGAGGGCCGCGCGGGGUGUGCCGCCGUCUUGUUCCGCCCCGCUGCAUUGGUUGGUGGUGCUGAGGGCGCACCGCCGAGCGAGGAGACCUUGAAGACGCUGGCGAAGCAUGUGCGCAAGGGUCUGCCUAAGUAUGCGCUGCCAUUGUUCCUACGGGUCGUGCAUGGCGGCAGCUUGCAGACCACGGGAACGAACAAGCAGCAGAAGACGAGCCUGCGUAGUGAAGGCGUGGAGCCCGGCAAGACUGGGCUGGAUGAGGUGUACUGGCUAAAGGGCGAUUCCUAUGUUAGGUUUACGACCGAGGACUGGGGAGCGCUACAGGGCGGGAAGGUCAAGCUCUAA